Molecule: messenger RNA, 1437 nt
Organism: Symbiodinium natans
Lineage: Eukaryota; Dinophyceae; Suessiales; Symbiodiniaceae
Source: the annotation of a GenBank genome assembly
AUGCUGAAGGCAGCCGCACCAAUCCGCCUGCGCGGUGUCGGCGGUGAGAUGCAGCUACCCGCAGAGAUUUGGCUGGUGCUCGAUGCCGCAGCAGCCGCAAGGCUUCCUCAGGUCGUCGGAGACUUACCACUGGGCAGCGAGGCUUCCGGGCACAAGGCCUUCGUGAAGGAAAGAUUUGUGCCUGCACUUCGCUUGCUGGACGAGGACCAGCUCAGCUGGGCCGCCGCGCAGGCGAACUUCGUGCGCUGUUCGCGCGGGUCCUGCUUCCUUGCCCUGAAGCAUGCUGCUUUCGUGCUGAAGGUUCUGGCCACAAGGCAUGCUCUCCAGGCCACCGAAGCACAGGGGGUGGACAAUUUACCUCAACUACGGACCGUCCUGUCUGACAUCGAUGACAAAGUCAGUCGUGCCGCGGGGCUGGUCGGUAGCCGGGCUGCCGCCACCAAGAGACCGGAGCCAACACCGCCACCCGUCAAGCCGGCCAAGCUGGACAAGAGUGAGGAGGCGCGGUCAGAGGCAGCAAGCCCGCGUCACACAGCGCUGCGCAGAGGCUUGCAGGCCCAGGCCGACUUCACCAGCUUUGCCAACAGACGAUUUGGGAACUGUGUGCGCUUGUGGUUCGUCCUGGAUCCGGAGGAGAACCUGAAGCUGGCCAGCAAGCAGUUUGUCCGCGGCUGCGAGGAGAUAGGCUUCUCUGGCUGCCUGACCACGCUAUGGCGACAGCUGGACCACGAUAGCUCAGGGUGUAUCUCAUUGAGCGACAUCGAUCCCCAGUGUGCCGCGCAGCUGGCCGACCUGAAGGUACUUCUCACCCAGCAGUUCGAAGGCAGCGCCGAAAAGUUCAUGAAAUCAGUUGACACGAAGGGCAGUCAUCGAGUAAGCAAAGAAGAGUUCGUACGAGCAAUGGAUACGUUGAAUUGCCCUCCGGGCGCAUCCAGACGGCUCUUUGAUUUAGUUUGCCGCUACAACUGCACAACAAUUUCGGUCAAAGACCUGUUGUUUCUGCAGAAGUGGACGCCGCCACCGUACUAUUUCGUUCGCAGCGACCCACGCCUGCUGAGCAGCUUCCGUGGUGCCUUGGCCAAGCUUCAUGGCAGCGCCCUGCGCGCCUGGUUCCGGCUAUGGGACCACGAUCAGCUCUUCCGGGUUUCUUGGUUCCGCUUUCGGCUUGGCGUUGCGAAUAUCGCACGCCGCCACGGCGGCCUCCCCAACAUGGAGGAGGACACAGCUAAGGUCUGGAGGACUGUGGACGAGGAGUGUUUCGGAUGGGCGACCCUCCGCACCUUCCACCCCGAGGCUUUCGAGGCCGCGACUCGAUUGAAACGCUGGGCGACUCUGAACCAUGGCGGCGUCGCCAAAUUCGUGGCCUCCGUGCUGAAGAAGCGCUGCUCUGAGUUCGUUUCGCAUUUGGGCUCAACCUGCCCUCCCUGGCAGACUUGA